AUGGGUAGAUGGGGUGGUGGUGGAUGGGAAUGGGAUCUAAGGUGGAGGAGAGAUCUCUUUGAGUGGGAGAAAGAAUUACUUGCUGAUUUAUUGCAGGCUAUUGGAGUUGUUUCAGUGAUCAGAGACAAGCGGGAUAGCUGGUGUUGGACUCUAGACUCAUCCGGCGGCUACACUGUCAAAUCUGCAUUCGCGUUUAUUGCUGAUGCGGAAAGAGGGGAUGGAGAGAGGACCGGGGACAACAUGGAUCAUGCGUUUUUUAAGGGAAUUUGGUGCAACUUAGUUCCGUCAAAGGUUGCGGCACUAGCAUGGAAGAUUGGCCUACAGAGGAUGCCAACUAUGGCUAACAUUAUAAGAAGUGGGGUGCAAAUUCAGAAGUGGGGUGCUGUGUAA
Messenger RNA from Lotus japonicus, 390 nucleotides. RefSeq lists its product as uncharacterized. NCBI's taxonomy places the organism in Eukaryota, Viridiplantae, Streptophyta, Magnoliopsida, Fabales, Fabaceae. Bases 1 to 390 code for a protein of 129 amino acids. The transcript has a single exon. The record is from RefSeq and is a predicted model, not a curated record.